AUGACUUCUCACUCCCCAUCUCCCCCGUCCACUUCCCGCAAAACCUCUCACUCCGACCCCGACGCCAUUCAAAAAUUCCAGACCAAUCAUCUUGAGAAUGGUGAACCGAUCAAUCCUCGCUGGGCACCCGGUUAUGGACCUCUAAGUCGCAUCCCCACGGAUGGCUCGUACCUUCCUGCUUUUGGAGGUGCUUUCCAACCUGGUCUCUACAAGGCUCCGAAAUCCCAAAUUGCGAAUCCUGCUCCUCUUGGUUUGGCGGGUUUUGCUCUCACAACGUUCUUGCUCAGUAUUAUCAAUUUGGGGACGAGAGGCAUUACUGAGCCUAAUAUUGUUGUUGGACCUGCUAUUGCCUAUGGAGGAUUGAUUCAAUUGCUUGCGGGCAUGUGGGAAAUGGCUGUUGGCAACACUUUUGGUGCUACGGCAUUGAGUUCGUACGGAGGCUUCUGGAUAGGAGUUGGCAUUAUCUUGACUCCUGGAGGCUUCAACAUUGCUGCCGCUUAUGGUGGUGCAACUCCUGAGUUUUACACCGCGUUCGGGUUCUACCUCUAUGGCUGGUUUAUCUUCACCUUCAUCCUCUGGCUCCUAACUCUUCGCUCCACGGUUGCCUUCUCCUCCCUCUUCUUAACCGUCUGGCUCACCUUCCUCAUGCUAGCAACAGGCUACAUGUACACAUCUACCGUAAACGGCGUUACCUCUCCCCACAGCACUCUCAACAAAGCAGGAGGAGGCUUUGGAAUCGUUGCCGCAUUUAUCGCGUGGUGGAACAUGUUGGCUGGUAUUGCGGAUCGGGGUAAUAGUUUCUUUUUGGUUCCCGUGGCGCACUUCCCGUGGAGUGAUAAGGGCAGGCAGAGAAGAAGGGAGAAGGCGGAGAGUAUUGCCGAUGUUGAGAAGGGUGAUUAG
This is a messenger RNA of Aureobasidium subglaciale EXF-2481, 900 nucleotides long. RefSeq lists its product as uncharacterized. NCBI's taxonomy places the organism in Eukaryota, Fungi, Ascomycota, Dothideomycetes, Dothideales, Saccotheciaceae. Gene Ontology annotation, molecular function: acetate transmembrane transporter activity. The coding region runs from base 1 to 900 and encodes 299 amino acids. The transcript has 3 exons. The record is from RefSeq and is a predicted model, not a curated record. Gene Ontology annotation, cellular component: plasma membrane.